AUGUUGUCCACAAUCAUUUGUUCCACUCUCAUUUGCUUCUCUUGUCUAAUCCCUCAAUCCCGCGCUUCGCUUCGAGAUAUAGAGAGAUAAGAGAGACGCGGUGUCGCCAAUCUUGACUGAAUCUUGUUCCCAUGGCGGAGGAGCAAGUUGUGACAGCUAACGCAAACCCUGUCCCGUCUGAUCUCAAGCGCAAGUUUGAAGAUUUGGAGCCUGGAGCUCCCCAGCAGCAACUCUCCGAGCAACUACAGCAUCUUGAAUCGAAUGCGAAUUCCAUUUCAGAGCCCAAUGAGGCUGGAAAGGCCGAUGCAACGGUUUCCCCUUCCGACGAGGGUGAGAAGAAACGUCCCCGAAUCGAGGAGGAGCUCGAUGGACUAGCUAGUAAAAAUGGGUACCAAGAUGAGCAGGCUGGUGAACCCUUUAAUGAAAAUGAUAAAUCCUCUCUUGAGAAUGCUCUUUCACCGGAUGGUCAACUUCCAUCCAACGAGCAUACAGAGUCGGCACCUGACGAGCAAAACUCGAGUAGAGUUCCUGAAAAUGCUGGUGCCGAAGAAUCACCUGUUGGGGAUUCUGGACGAGAGAGUGCUGAGGAACCAUCAAAAGAAAUUCAAAAGCGCUCUGUAGAGUCAACUGAGCAAAAUGUUUCUUCUGCAGAGCAAUCUGAAUCUGUUGAUGUUGAGCAUAAUAAUGUGGAGGUUCCCAACGAUAAGCAAGAUGCUUCUAGGGGGCAAGAGCAGCCGACUUCUGCAGCUGAGAUAACGACUCUUAAAAUUAAGGUCCCUAACAAUAAGGUUGGUGUUCUUAUUGGCAAGGCGGGGGAUACCAUAAGAUACCUGCAGUAUAAUUCAGGGGCAAAGAUUCAGAUUACAAGGGACGCUGAUGCUGAUCCCCACUCUACGACAAGGCCUGUGGAAUUAAUAGGAAGUUUGGAUAGUAUUGAGAAGGCAGAAAAGCUAAUAAAUGCUGUGAUUGCAGAGGCUGAUGCUGGCGGCUCUCCAGCACUUGUAGCUCGAGGCCUCUCCUCUGCACAGGCUACGUCAGGCUCUGAACAAAUUCAGAUACAAGUUCCAAAUGAAAAGGUUGGAUUAAUAAUAGGGAGGGGUGGAGAAACCAUUAAAGGGCUUCAGACUAAAUCUGGGGCACGGAUUCAGGUAUUGAUACCUCAACAUCUUGCGGAAGGGGAUGAUUCUAAAGAAAGGACAGUCCAAGUUACUGGUGAUAAGAGGCAAGUUGAGCUUGCACGAGAAAUGAUAAAUGAAGUCAUGAAUCAGCCUGUCAGGCCAUCAACAGGGGGGUUUAGUCAGCAGGGUUAUCGUCCACCCCGAGGAUCCGGGGUUGCAUCCCAAUGGGGUCAACGAGGUUCUCAUUAUGGCCACCCUACAUCAUAUGAUAAUCAGCAACGGGGACCAUAUCAUUCUCACAAUCCACAGUAUGCACCUCCACCAUAUGGAAAUUAUGCCCAACACAUGGCUCCAAGAGGCAACUUUGGCUCUGGCUGGGAGCAAAGGUCUCACCCUAGCAUGCAAGGUCCACCCCCGCACAGUGGCAAUUAUGACUAUUAUGGAGGACAAGGUCAUUUGUCAGAUGCUCAGCCACCAAAUCAGCACCCUGGUUCAGUACCCCCACAUGGUGCUGGUCCUUCCCCUCUACCUUCCAUGGGCCCACCAUCUGCCCAGGCCAAUUACAACUAUGGACAGCCACAAGGCCCAGAUUAUGGUCAUCAGAUGGCAUAUUCUCAAUCUGGGUUUCCUCAACAAGGUUAUGGACAUGGAUUUGAUAAUCGUGCACCCCCCCAACAUCCCUAUGGUGGACAUAUAUCUUCUCAACCAACUUAUCCACAGGCUGGCGCUCAACCUAAUUUUGCUGCUGGUAAGCCGCCGUUAUAUGGCAUGCCUGCACAGGCACAGCCUGCACAAUCAUAUGGUCCUCCAAGAGCUACUCAACCAGGGGAUAUGCCUUAUCAAAGUUCUGCUCCUACCCAAUCAUAUGGUUCGAACAUGCCAUCACAGCAGCCAUACCCCUAUGCAUCCGGUGGACCAUCACAAGCAGCAUAUCCUACUUAUGGGUCUGCCCCAGUUGCUGAUGGUUACAGCCACCCACCACCUACGUCUGGUGCUGCAUAUACACAACCAGGUGGUCAGCCGAGCUACGCUCAACCUGGAACCCAGCAGGCACCUAGUUAUGGCCAAGUUGCUCCUACUGGGGUUUACGGGUCAUAUCCUUCUUCACAGCAAGCUUACACUGAACAGCAGCCAGCUGCUACCAAUGCAGGUUAUGGUUACCAAGCUCCCCAAGACCCUGCUGCUUACAGCAGUACUCCUGCUCCAGCAUAUAGUGCAGCACCAGCUGCGCAGCCAGGUUAUGUUCAACCAGCACCUGCUCAGACGGCAUAUGAUCAGUCUAACCCACAAACAGCAGCUUAUGGGGCCGCACAAGUUACUGCAACAGCUGCAUAUGGCAAGACUGUGUCGCCUCAGCCUACAUAUCCCCAAGCUUAUGACUCAACCCAAGCUUAUGCUGCACCGCGAUGAUUUCAUGUAAUUUCUGCCUAAUCUGUAGUGUUAUCUUUAUCUGGUUUGAUGGCAUCAUUUUAUGUAACUUGCUUAUUUUGUUGUAGUAAGGAGUUCUUUGUACUAGGGAGAGCAAGAAAUCUAAUUCUGUUUUAGGUCAUGGUGCCCUGUAUCCUAUGGUUUAAUAUAGUAAAAAUGAGAUUUGGACCUUUCAAUUCCAAUGGCGUUGGAUGUUGGUAGUGUUUUCUCCUCAUCUACCUUCAA
This is a messenger RNA of Neltuma alba, 2771 nucleotides long. Its product is annotated as far upstream element-binding protein 2. The coding region runs from base 132 to 2528 and encodes 798 amino acids. NCBI's taxonomy places the organism in Eukaryota, Viridiplantae, Streptophyta, Magnoliopsida, Fabales, Fabaceae. The transcript has 8 exons. The record is from RefSeq and is a predicted model, not a curated record. Gene Ontology annotation, molecular function: RNA binding.